This is a messenger RNA of Dovyalis caffra, 294 nucleotides long. NCBI's taxonomy places the organism in Eukaryota, Viridiplantae, Streptophyta, Magnoliopsida, Malpighiales, Salicaceae. The record is from the annotation of a GenBank genome assembly.
AUGACUCCUCCUUUUAACUUUACAACGUGCUCCUCACCAGCAGCCACCUCACUUCUGGUGGAUCGCAGAACCACCAGCAAGCAUGGACAUGUGGGAAUGGGGACCACUAGAACUGAACGCGUGUCGUCAUCUUUCGGCCAUCACUUGCUUAGGAGGAUAGGGUCACAAGAGUUGAAUAAGGCACGCCAAGCACAAGUUAAUGGGGGGAGUGAGGAAAAAGGCGAGGGUAAGUGGGACGGCCUGAGCGUGGGCCGACAAGGAAAUGGUGGGGUCCACAGAGCGGCGAGGAAAUAG